AUGGAUAAAGGAGGAUUUCCUGCUGGUUUAAGAGUUUUAGUUGUUGAUGAUGAUCUUACUUGUCUCAAAGUUCUCAAAAGGAUGCUUCAAAUGUGUCUUUAUGAAGUUACAACGUAUUCGCAAGCUGUAGCUGCGUUAUCUCUUCUCCGAGAGAGAAAGUACAUGUUCGAUCUCGUUUUAAGCGAUGUUCAUAUGCCUGAUAUGGAUGGAUUUAAGCUUCUCGAGCUCAUUGGAUUGGAGAUGGACCUGCCCGUUAUAAUGAUGUCGAUGGAUGAUAAAAAGGAAGUUGUAAUGAAGGGUGUUACUCAUGGUGCUUGUGAUUAUCUAGUUAAACCAAUUCGAAUGGAGGCAAUAAAAAAUAUAUGGCAGCAUGUUAUUCGAAAGAGGAGGCAUGAAUUGAAGGAAUUAGAGCAGACAACUAGUGUGGAAGAUACAGAACGACUUCAAAAUCCUACUGAAGAUGCAGAUAAUGCAUCCUCCGCAAAUGAAGAGAGUUAUAAAAACAAGAGGAAAGACGAAGAAGAUGAUGACGAUAAAGAUAACAACUCGACCGUGAAAAAAGCACGUGUGGUUUGGUCGAUUGGACUUCAUCAACAGUUCGUUUCUGCAGUAAACCAAUUGGGCAUUGAUAAGGCGGUUCCCAAGAAAAUUUUGGAGUUAAUGAAUGUUCCUGGGCUAACUAGAGAAAAUGUAGCAAGCCAUCUUCAGAAAUACAGGUUGUAUCUCAAAAGGGUUAGUGGAGGAACACAAAAUGGAUUUAGACCUCGUUUUGGGGGUUCUCCAAGUUCGAUUUAUGGUUCUUUACCAUCACUUAACGAGUUUAAUCUUCAAACCUUUACUGUUCCGGGCCAGCUCCCACUACAGAAUUUUGCUUCACGACAAGCAGGAAUCAUCAGGUCAGCAAGACAUGGUAGCUUGAACAUGCACAUUACUAGUCAAAGGAACAUGUUUAGUGGUGAGCUAGCAAGACCAAGGUUUGGAGUGGGUCACCAAGUAAACAAUAACGCUCAAGGGACCUUGCUCCCUGGACUUCCAAGUUCCGUUGGACAAACACCUCCAUUAACCAAUCUACACCAACAACCUCUUCGUUCAUCCUGGAACACGGGACUCCAAUCUAAUGGAAGUUCCACGCGUUUCGUAGAUCAUGUAACCGGUUUUCAUGGAACAGGUUUUCCUACCCAAUUUGGUCUAUUUCGUAAUAAUGACAGUAGUGUGAUGAUGCAGAUGCCUCAAUCGCAGUUGAAGGGGCAAUUAAUCUCGAAUGAUGUGUCGAGACAGUUUCCAAGUGGAAAUGAGAUCCCCAUUAAUGGCAGAGGUACAACUCCAAACCAAAUUUCUCCGGCUUCUCCAUUGGUGAACUUCCCAAUGAAUCGAACCCCAGAACUUACUGGACAUGGUUAUCCCCUUGGUAAUUUUACUAGAGUAUCUUGUCUACAACAAGUGGGAACAUUUGGAAAUGAAGGAAGUUCGGAAACAAAAAGGCUGCCAGGGUUUAAUCCAAGUUAUGAUAUAAUAGCCGAUCUUCGCCAGAACAUAGUCGAAGGCUCGGAUUUUCAUGAUGGAGUUCUAAAUUGUGAAACAUCUCAAAAUUCCAGUACCGGCCAAUCUUUGCAAGUAUUGGGUCACCAAGGUUUCUUGUCCAACCAAAUCAAUGAUAAUAGAGAAGAACAACAACAUGAAGUACCAAAAAAUCCCCAAGAGAAUGAAAACUUCGAUGCAAAAGUUGAGUACAUGCCUGAACUAGGCACCAAAUUUUUUGAUUUAUCAAGAAAUUGGAGUCAGGAUGAUCUCAUGAGUGAACUUUUCAAACAGCAAGAUGGCGUCGGGAUGAUUAACACAGGGCACAACUUUGAUUCAUUUCCAUUGGAUAAUAUUUCAGUUUAG
Molecule: messenger RNA, 1884 nt
Organism: Papaver somniferum (opium poppy)
Lineage: Eukaryota; Viridiplantae; Streptophyta; Magnoliopsida; Ranunculales; Papaveraceae
Product: two-component response regulator ARR1-like
Exons: 7
Coding region: 1-1884 (627 amino acids)
Biological process (GO): cytokinin-activated signaling pathway; phosphorelay signal transduction system
Molecular function (GO): DNA binding; DNA-binding transcription factor activity
Source: RefSeq, a predicted model, not a curated record